AGACAGAACAGAGAUGACUACCAGCAUCCAUAGGAGCUCGAUAUUCCCGACUGCUCCUGAAAGCAGCAUAGUCUGUACGGAGACAGCGAGCAGCGGCGGCUCCCGGCGGAGCAGCGCUGCGAUUGGCCAGAGCAGAGAGGAGAGGGAGGGCUACUGGAGCUCCUCUCCUCUCUCUCCUGCCUCCCCUCUCCUCUCCUCUCCUUCCAUCCUAGAGGACAGAGCGAUGCGGAGACAAUAGGACGCAGAGCCGGAGGAGGCUGCAGGAUGCUCGGCGCUUCAUCCACAGACACACGGCUGCUCAGAGGCUUCUCAGAAGACACAGAGAUCCGCUCGGACUGGCGUUUCUCCCGGCUCACCUGGCCUUAGUAUGCGCUCUUAUCAUCCUGUGUGUUUACCAGCUGCCUGGGCUCACAGGGCGGACUCCACAGCCAGCAUAUGGCAACCAACUGAAUGUGACGCCAGCUGUUAGCUGCUGUUGCGCUUGUCCUGCCUGAGCAUCAGUCCCCAACUUUGUCACCCUAGUCCGUCCCCUGAAUCAGUCACCAGCAUGAGUUCCUCUCCGCUGGUGUCACGAGCCAACAUGGACAUCCUGGAUGAGCUGCAGCUGAUCGCAGCCCAGAACCUAGAGAGGCUGGAGGUCAACAAGUACUAUGAGGUGAUCAGGGAGCUUGGCAAGGGCACCUACGGAAAGGUGGACCUGGUCAUCCACAAGAUCAGAGGUACAAAAAUGGCACUGAAGUUCUUGAAGAAGAAGACGACCAAGCUGAAGUCGUUUCUGCGGGAGUACAGCAUCUCGCUCUACCUGUCUCCCUGCCCUUUCAUCAUCAACAUGUUCGGCAUCGCCUUCGAGACAGACGAGUACUAUGUGUUCGCGCAGGAGUACGCUCUGGCAGGAGACCUCUUUGAUAUCAUCCCUCCACAGGUUGGUCUUCCUGAGGCAGUGGCAAAGCGCUGUGUGCACCAAGUAGCCAUUGCACUGGACUACCUGCACUGUAAGAAGCUGGUCCACAGGGACAUCAAGCCUGAAAACAUACUCAUUUUUGACCGAGAGUGCCGCAAAGUCAAGCUGUCCGACUUCGGCAUGACCCGCCGGGCUGGCUCACCGGUGAAACGAGUGAGUGGCACCAUCCCCUACACAGCCCCUGAACUAUGCGACGUGUCGCGCCACGAGGGUUUCUGCGUGGACUACAGCACUGACGUCUGGGCCUUCGGCGUGCUGCUCUUCUGUAUGCUGACAGGUAACUUCCCCUGGGAGAAGGCGCUGCCCUCUGACUCCUUCUAUCAGGAGUUCAUCCGCUGGCAGAGGAGGAGGACGAACACAGUGCCGUCCCAGUGGAGGCGCUUCACCGAGCAGGCCCUCCGCAUGUUCCGCCGGCUGCUCUCGGUGGAGCAGGACCGCCGCUGCUCCGUCAAAGAGGUGUUCGGCUACUUCAGCCACUCUUGGAUGCUGGACGGGGAAAACAACAACAACAACGGCAACGUAGGAGGUGGAAGUGCUGGAGAGAGGGUUGGCGGGGGAGGAGGAGGAGGAGGAGGAGGAGGGGGAGGAGGAGGGGGCGUGCGAGGAGAGGUGGAUGGAACUAUUUCGUCAUCUUCAUCCGGGGAGGAGGACGAGGAGCUCCUGGUGGAGAGGAUGAAGCAGCAGACUCUGUCUCCUCUCUCCCCGCUGUCGCCCCUCUCUCCCAUGUCUCCGGUGGCGGUGGAUAGAGGGAGCGGUGGCGGGGCCAAAGGCGGGAUGAUGGAACCGGGCGCAGGCCACCAUUUCGUGUCGGUCUCCACCAACAGCUCCGUGUCGUCCACCAACAGUUACGAACGAAUGCCGAGAGAAAACAGUUCGCCGGGUGGCCGCAUGCUGGUGGCUACACCCAUAGAGAUCUGUGUCUGAGCGUGUCAGAACAAACAUUUCUAAGUUAAUGUUGUCACAGACUCACCGGUACACUCUUUUAUACCUCUCAUCCAACCACGUAGAUGUGCAUGCAUGGAAAAAGAAACAAUGAGUACUAAAUAACUAACGAAGUAUCUUGUUUUAAACAUCUUGGGAAAGGAAGAGCACACGAACAGAAGACCGUUAAGGAGAAGUCUUUGUUGAGUGCAUACAUUCCUCAUGAAGUAGAGUUUUUGGUCAAAUUUCCUCAAAAGACCCCAGAAGAAUCCCCAUUUAAACAUUGAUUUCAAUGACAUGUGCAAAUGCAGUGUAGGGAAACCCAGAGGCAAAAAACAAAGUUGCUUCCAUUAGAGAUUCUGUCACUAAAACCAUCUGAGAAGAAGACCAAAAUGUAUUUCCUAAAGCAAUACUUCCAGCAAAAAAGAAAAGAGACAGAAAGCGGCAGAAUGUUGUGUGAUCUCUUCAGGACGUGACCAGAUGUCAUUUUUGACGAAGCCAAGGGACAAAGAGAACUUCUACUGAUUUGUAUUUUUGAAGAAGACUACCACAGAGUUCAAAGACAUAUCUUGGAAGAUAAAAACGAGUGAGAAGUGGUUUUAAAUGUUUCAUGUGUAACAAAAAUGUGAAUGUGCGAGCGUGUCUGUGUGUGUAUCCCUGUGCGUUCCGUAUGUAAGAAUCCAAAAGAAGUGUGUUUAUUUUGCUUUGAGAAUUUAUUAAUUUAUUAAUUUGAGAAUUUAAAAAGACACUAUUUUUUCUAUUUUUUUUUUUUUUGGUAAAGUAGCUUUCUUUGUUUUCCGUUUUACUUGAUUGGCUGCUGUACAUAUUGGUAUCAAUAGUUUACAUUAUGUAUUCAUUUUGAUCAGUGGGAAUGUUUUCCCACUAUUGGCUGAUGUGUCCCUGAGCGUCAGACUAGACUGAGAGAAGGCUUAUGAUGUCUCUGCUCUUCUUGUCAAACAUAUCUACUUCACUGUUGAAAGACUAUUUUCUACUCACUCUUUAGAUUCUGUUUGUAUAGCUUGUUUUCUUCGAAACUCUAAGCUAAAAGUAUUGUCUGAAAAGAGAAAAAUGAUCAUUUAGCAUUUUCAGUUCAAUCUGAGAAAAAAAAAAUCCCUGAAGAUGUAAAAGAGUCACAUUUUACAAAAUGCAUGACGAGUAGCUCAAACUUACCUUUAUGAAAAUUUGAACCGGCUUUUCAAAAAAUACGAACCAAAAAAAAAAAAAGCUAAAAAGAAAAUGUUGUGAUGUGGAAUUUUUGCCGUAGCACAAUUUCUUGCAUCAUGUCCUGGAGUGAAUAUUAUGGUUAUGACCUCUUGAGACAUUCUAGGGCUAAAAAUCAGAACAAUAAUUAGUUUCUAUUCAGUGUGUUGUAUUUGUAUUGCUAUUAAUGUUGUGUACUCAUCUCACCACCUUCGGGAACAGAAAAAAAAAGCAAAGCAUGAAGACAUAGAGCGAGAGGUUUGAAUUUAAAUCACAGGUAUGGAAUUAAAUGGUGGAAAUAUUUUUGCUUCUAAAUUGCCACUUUUAGUGAAGUAGAGUGGCGUUGAUGUCUUUUUUUAUCAAGUUAAAAAUAACAGCAAAAAAGUAGUCCAUUCCUUUCUUUGACCUAUCAUGAAUAUUACCUAAAUAAUUUGAAGAAAAAAGCAACGAGCACUGGAUCAUGCAUAGGAAUGGGCUUUUUGUGUGUUGCUUUCCAGACAUAAAUCUGCAUGAAUGUGUAUGUGCUAAAGCUCUGUUGUGAAAACCUGCUCAGUGUUUCUCCUGUCACAAGCUGUAGUACUCUGUAGAUGUAGUAUAGCUGCAAACAACAUGUUUCUUUAUCUUGUGAGAGUCAGUAGCCUCAGCUUGGAUCUGCCUGACUGAGGAUCAGCUUAACUCUGUUCAGCCCUUACAUAAACCGUUUGGAUCAUGUUCAUCAAAGCUGCUCCCAGAUCAGCGGGCGAGUAUGCAAAUUACUACAUCUUGUGACAAUCUCUGACCUCAUCAGCAGCCUUCUGACUCAGAACAAAGGACAGUCCUGAUACAGACACUAUAGCCGUGCUGUUUUCCUCAACCGGUCGCUUUCCAUCAGCCAGCUGCGAGCAGCACUGGCUCUGCAGCGUUUACUGUGCAGGCUGGUGUUUCACACGACCAUAUGAAGAAGAGAUUACACAGGCAUGUACAUUACCUCAUCAUGUCACCCUCUCGCUGAAGUAUUCACCCAAAAGCCACCCUUCUACUUCCCCUCAGCACAUCCCAGAAGAAUCUACAAUGCACCAAAAGUCAAUCCUAACAAGCCAAUAUGUCUCAUAAUUUAAUUCAAGUGAUACAUUUUGCAAGUCUGGCAGUAGUAGAGCCAAGGGUUGGCCAGACUUAACUGUAAAAAAAAAAGUUCAACAAAGUUAAGCCAACAUGUAAUUUGUUUGAAUUAUUUGAAUCCAAUCCAUGUAGUUUAAGCAGAAAAUCAGCUGCAAAAUUGACUUUGUUCGUUCUUUCACGUUGCCACCAUUGCCUCACUGAUCAACAAGCUAACGGUUGGAAGCUAACCACUUUACUUACCUUUAUUGACGAUUUUUCCAUCUGCAAUUUCUAAAACUAAAUGUUUUCACACAUUCCACACUUAGUUACAGUGAAUUUUGAAUUCAGUCAGAGCAUUACAGGUUGAAUGGUUACGUUUUUCCAACGUUCAAGUGGGAGUUCAAAUUUGGAAUUAUAAGUGUUAGCGCUAAUAGUCAUUAUAGCCUGGCCAGGAGGAGAGUCACCGUUUGGGUCACUCACUUUUUUUUUCUUGCGUGGAACCAGUCCAGCCAGUAACUAAACUAGUGGCAAUGCAAGGUUUUUGUCCAUCUACAACACCAGCAGUAUUUUAGUGUGUUCUAAAAUUAACACCACCACAUGCUUUACUUGAAGUUCUUUGCUAUUUUCUUUGAAAGAGGGAUAUCUGCCCAACAGACUGGGUCUCAUUCCAGAUAGUAUAGCCAAAUUUUGGAAGUAAGCAAACAUCUCAUAACUCCCAUUGGAUUGUGUAUUACAGCCCAUUAAGUAAAUUAAAUUUGGUGGUCACCCAUAUGAAAAUUGUUCUGCUCUGCCAAUAAAAUCUGGAUGAGAUAACAGCACUGUUGCAAUGCAGAUUCAUUUCUUUCAGAGAUUCCUGAAACACAAUCACCAAUAUGUUAAAACAAGGCAGAAAAUGUUGGAUUGAUAUAUAUAUUUUAAAAAAAAAGAUACUUAAAAGAAACAAGAUGAUUUUCAGUGUAAUCUUGAUAUAACUUCAUCCUAGCAGAUUUUUUCAUUGUGAUGCAAGAAUACAAUUUUCAAGAGAUUAAAUGACAUGUUAAGAUUGAUACUUUUGGUGGUGUUUUAGGAUGAAACACAAACACAACAUGAAUACCCUCUUUAGGUUCUGGUCCAAUAUCCGCUGCAGCUGAGGAUGAGCUGGGAGGAAGGAUGAGUCACACCAAGCUGCUUUUGCCACAAACCACCUUCCCUUUUCUUCCUCCCAAUGCCUGAGUCAGUCAUUGCUGCCUCCUCAACUCAUCCAUAACGUGACGUGUUGUAAUGGAGUUCCAGUGUCUUUCUGUCCAGUGACAUAUUUCAAAGCAUCAUGAUUUUAGUGGGGUUUUAGUGAGUAGAUGACCACAGCACUAGAACUCGUAUCCGGUUCUGUCUUUGCAAUACAACUGUCUUCCUGUAAGCUGAGAUUUAGUCAAUAAAAUGAGAAUUCUUGUUGGAGUGA
Thunnus maccoyii (southern bluefin tuna) is the source of this 5597-nucleotide messenger RNA. RefSeq names its product brain specific kinase 146 (gene bsk146). Bases 548 to 1885 code for a protein of 445 amino acids. Gene Ontology annotation, molecular function: ATP binding; protein serine/threonine kinase activity. Lineage: Eukaryota; Metazoa; Chordata; Actinopteri; Scombriformes; Scombridae. Gene Ontology annotation, biological process: peptidyl-serine phosphorylation; peptidyl-threonine phosphorylation. The record is from RefSeq and is a predicted model, not a curated record. The transcript is spliced from 6 exons.